Molecule: messenger RNA, 3303 nt
Organism: Hydractinia symbiolongicarpus
Lineage: Eukaryota; Metazoa; Cnidaria; Hydrozoa; Anthoathecata; Hydractiniidae
Exons: 3
Coding region: 1-2592 (863 amino acids)
Source: RefSeq, a predicted model, not a curated record
AUGUUUUCGAAAGUGUUCGGCAUAGUAGUGCGCAAGUAUUCAAUAGUGUUCGGCAUAGUAGUGCGCAAUUAUGUUCGAGACAAAACAUUUCAUGGCAACGAAAUGUUUCGAAAACGAGUGGUAAAAUCGUUAUGGAAACCUUUUUUUCUGCUUGUGCUGGUUGUAUUGGUGUAUGACUAUCAGAAAAUAUUUACGUAUCUUCAGAUCUUCGCUAAACAAAGUUCCCUGUCGGUAAACGAAGUACACUUAAAAGUUUCCAAAAGAAUUUCCACCGUAUUCUUAACACAAACACAAGCAGAUGAAAAUAAAUAUAAUUCUGAAGAUGCUUGCGCAACAUUUUCCAUAAACAAUACAUCGAAACGUUUCGAUUAUUCGUCUCAAAAGUGUAAACCAAUAACCGCAAGCCAUCAAGAUUGUGAGACAGCUUUUCGGAAGUAUGGGAGGCCGCCUAAGGAUCGUACAUGUCCAAAGGUGGAGAACCAACUAACACAAGUAGAGUUAUGCGCUUUUACUGAGGAGUCUAUUCGAACUUCGAAUGUCACUAAUGUCAAACUACAAUGUAAUUUUGCGCUGUGUCAGCACUCUCCGAUCAGGAUUGGUGUCUUGCAACCAAGAUAUGGACUACUCGUCAGAAGCGAUCUCUGGUAUAUUGCGAAAAAUCAAGUAGAUAUUGAUAUUAUCGUUCGGAGAAUAAUUAACGAAAACACUGAGUAUAAGCAUGAUUUUUUCAUUGUCGCUUGUGGAGAGAGUAAGGACUUUAUUAAACAGGCUAUAAUGCUUCCACCAUUUGUAAAAAUCGUGAAGACAGCGUUGGAGAGAGACGCUAAACCAAACAUUAAUAUACUCGUUCUAGACUCGGUAUCACGACCACACUUCUACCGACAACUUUCAGAGACUGUUUCCACGUUAAAGAGUAUCGAUAAAACGGAGACGACAGUUCUCGAUUUCGAGUUAUUUCACAGUCUCGCGCCGCGUACUUUCCCGAAUAUGCGAGCUUUGUUUAGUGGCAUAGUAGAUGUAGACUCCGACGAUGAAGUACAUACGUACGGACUUGAUUCGCUGUUUGGUCGUUAUAGCAACCUCGGUUACCAAACAACCCUUCAAGAGGACAGCUGUUGGUAUGACUCUUGGGGUGCCUUGAUCACGGAUAAUAAGCACAAUCUUAAGCUUCUAUCGAAUGUCAAUGACUAUGAGGAAAGGUGGCAAGAAAUUCAAAGAAAACUACGUCGCCUUCCAAUUGAUAGUUAUGGCUUGACUCACUUUUCAUGUGAAGUGUUUACACAAUACGGGAAAACAAAUCAGUUUAACGACCCACCUAAAGUCUGUUUCAAUGGACAUCACUUACCAUCCUACUUUCUCAACUACACAUAUACUUUACUGCAAACAGUGGAAAAAACCAAGUCAGCGUACCCUGCCUUCAUAUACACACACAUGAAUACCGGUCACGAAAUGACCGGUAAACGAAUCGCCUAUGCUGAUCAUUUGAUUUCAGAAUUUAUUAAAAAAUCAUCCGGUUUGAAAAAUACUUUAACGAUCAUUUUAUCAGAUCACGGACCAAAAACAAGCAAAUUUUCCCAAGAAUUUUUAGCAGGUCGAUCUGAAAUAAGUCAUGCCAUGUUUUUCAUGAUACUUCCAAAAAAAAUUAGACAUAUUUUGGGACAGCAGAAGGUUGAAAGUCUGCAUAUCAAUCAAAACAGAUUGGUCACGCACACAGAUCUUUUUCACACGUUAAUGUCCCUGCAUGGUAAUCAACCGUCAGGUUUACUUAGUCCCAUCUCAAAGGAAAGAAAUUGCGAGGAUAUUCCCAUCUAUUCUUUUAUGAUGUGCUUGUGUGAAGGCUACACAGAGAUGUUAGCAGAAUUUCACCCGGAAGUCCAUUGGUUAGCAGAAUUUGCGAUUGGUUAUUUGAAUAACCAAAUCACAAGAGCUGGUGUAGAGAGUUCAACGGACAGCGUUGCUUAUGGCAACUGCGAACGGCUGAUAGGUAAAAGGUUUGAUAAAAUUAGGAAAAAAGUUACUGAGGAUGGAAAAGUUGUUUAUACAUUUGAUGCUAUUGUUGAUAAAUACAGAGAUGAAGAAAUUUUCGAGGUUGUGGUGACACUGACUAAUAAAUCCAGCUAUCCUUCAGCAAAAAUAACACGAUGGCGGCGUGUGACCAUCUUUCAACAUUUUAGCAAGUGUACAGAUCCGUACGUUGACGUCCAGUUAUGCAUAUGUAGAAAAGAAUCAAUGACCGAGGCAAAUCCUGGAAGGGACUUAUCGAGACUGCUAGCCUUACAAUCCUUUCAAAUCGAAACAAAAGUAAAGUUCAUAGAUUCAAAAUGUCUCGCUUUGCUUGUAAGGUGGCGAAAGGAAGUUUUUAAAUCUUAUGAGCUAGCAAACCUUUGCUACGAUCGCAUUUACAACGUAACAUUUGACCUGAAGCCCGAUAUUGUCGUCAACUUCAAGACAUCGUACAAACUUCCUCAAAAUAUAACAACUUAUCCAUGGUUUGUUUAUUUCGUAACUUCUAUCCAACUAUCAGACUCUUUUAAGGGGUCAAUCUUAACAGAAAAAAUUUCUUUUCAAGUGAUUUACGAGAGUAAAACAUGAUUAGUUGAAAAAGGGCUAUCGAUAAAUUCGAUAACAGCACAUGAUUUAUCACACACGAUAAGCACACGACCCAUCAUUUCAGGGUGACCACUAAUAAAAUGAGAACAAAAGUAAGGAUAUUAAGGAGAAUUAAGGAGACAAAUUGACAUUUUUUAAGGAUAUUUUGCUGCGAACAAGAAUAAAAAAAAAAAAGGAUAAUUAAGGAGGAAACCAAUUUUAGUUUUCUAUUUUUUUGUGUUACAUACUAUGUUCUAUGAUGAGAAAAUUAUACAUAUUAUACAAAUAUAAAUAUGAAUUAUGCUCUGAAAGAGGGACAAUAUAGAAUUUCAGGUAACAGAGAGAUGUCUUAUUUUGUUGGUGAUGAACAAUCCAUGAACACAUUUCCAAAAAACUUACAAUCAGAAAAAUUAAGAAAUAAGGAGAAAUUAAGAAGAAUAGCUGAAAUUUCCAUUUUUUAAGUAUAUUUAAACACUUUUAAGGAGAUUUUCUUUUUCUAAGGUUAUUUAAGGAAUUUAAGGAGUGGUCACCCUACAUUUAUGUAGCGUACAACUUACGCACGCCAUACAAUAUACACGUUACGCACACCAUACAUCAUACACGUAUGCACUAUACACGGUAAGCACACGAUACAUCGUACACGAUAUACAUUAUACACAAUUUAUUUUUACUUGUAAAUAUUUAACUUGUUUUUAUUUGUUUACUUUAUCUUUG